Messenger RNA from Pyricularia grisea, 891 nucleotides. RefSeq lists its product as uncharacterized. Bases 1 to 891 code for a protein of 296 amino acids. The record is from RefSeq and is a predicted model, not a curated record. The transcript has a single exon. Lineage: Eukaryota; Fungi; Ascomycota; Sordariomycetes; Magnaporthales; Pyriculariaceae.
AUGGCUACGGGUUCCAGCAAUAGGAGGGAUGAUUUGUACGCGAGGGGGCUGGCUCAGCUACAAGAGGUGGAAGAGACCAUAUUGAUGGAAGAAGAAAAUGAGCCAGAAACCGUUUACAAUGAAAGCCACCAGUUGUAUGAGACUUUCAUUACAAACCGUGGAAACCUUCCCAGGGGAAUUCCUGCUGAUAUAGUACAGUGGCUACAAAGUUACAACGUUUCUGACGCAGCAGAUAUUGUCAGGAUCACCGUACGAGCGAAAAACCCAUCCAACUCGGAUGCCGAUCCAGUCUUUGAAGCCUGUUGUAGCAUCAACCAGGGCUUCAUGUUCAUCACGUAUAUGAAUCGUGGUGGAUGGAGUACGGAUAAUAUCUACGCAGCAAAUCACCCGCCUCGGCUGCGUGUCUACAUGUCGGAGUGGAUCUACCACACGUGGGAGUUUGCCGCCAAGAGAUCGGGACGGACAGGUGAGCUACUCCCGCCCCUUUCUCGGGUUGUCAUUGCUAACAUCAACAAUGUCCAAUUGUCUGGCGCCAUCGAAGAUCUGAAGUUGAAGACUGAAAGGAACGACGGCGAGCUCUUUCCAGACGAUAACGAGUCUCCGUUUGUGACGUUCUUCGGAAUGGGGCUGGUCAGGGCCAUUGCCCGUGCGCUCUUCAGUAUGUCAAAGUCUUUCCUGCGGCACUACCCAACCAGAAUCGCAUGGCGAAGCGGGGGCCAAUCAUAUGUUGGUGAGGGUCACGGCGGUAAAGAUAUUCAGCUCGAUGAUCGCUUCCUCAUUAUCUGCUUGGCGCCUCUAGUUCUAUCUGCUGAGAGAAAGAAAGAGGAGAUGAAGCGAAUGGCGGCGGCCCAGGCGGCUGCGAAGUCAACAGGACAGAGAAGGCAGCAGUAG